AUGGCAGCCGCCGAGAAGUCCUGGCCCCUCAGCAAGGUCACCGAUGGCGCCCACUGGGACGCCGAGGACAUCUUCGGGCACCUGUGCAUCGUGGCCGACGCCGCUUUCCUCUCCGCUGGCUUCUUGCCGUGCGACGCGCGGCCAGAAACGACGCCCUGGUUCGAACGGGCCCGCGGCGGGGGCAGGAUCAACAUGGGCAUGGGCGGGCAAUACUCCGCGCUGGCCAAACUGGGCCUCGCCGUGCUGACGAGCAACACGGCGAUCGACACUUAUGACGCCCGGCGCGACCCGGUCUCGGCGGCGUUCGUGUUCCUGUCGUACGCCGUCCUUGUGAUUCUGACGGCCCAUUUCGUCCGUGCAUUCGCCCACGCUCACGCUGGUGAGCCGGGGCAGGAGGACUAG
Messenger RNA from Miscanthus lutarioriparius, 402 nucleotides. The record is from the annotation of a GenBank genome assembly. Lineage: Eukaryota; Viridiplantae; Streptophyta; Magnoliopsida; Poales; Poaceae.